AUGGGUGAUGGGGAACGCACACUUCAUGAGGGGCUGCAAGAACUUCAUGCGCGGAAGCUCCAUGGUGGUGUCCUGUGGUUGCUCGCACGCCGCGCCAGCCCGACUCCGCAGCCUGAGCAGAAGCUGCUCAAGGCCGCAACCACCGUGGCCUGUACGGCGUCAACGUGUGUGAUGCUAAAGUCAGCGGGCGGCAAUGUCGUCGGUGACGAGGACGGGGAGGAUCGAGUGAGUUCAGUGUUGCAAACAGGAUGUGCCUCUGGGACGCCGCGGCAAGGGAGCAUCUUCCUUCCCUUUUUGGUGUGCUCUUUUCUACGAGAUGGUUCAGCAAGUACAUUGCGUGCUUUGUGA
Molecule: messenger RNA, 348 nt
Organism: Trypanosoma rangeli
Lineage: Eukaryota; Euglenozoa; Kinetoplastea; Trypanosomatida; Trypanosomatidae
Exons: 1
Coding region: 1-348 (115 amino acids)
Source: RefSeq, a predicted model, not a curated record